Chelonia mydas (Green sea turtle) is the source of this 6002-nucleotide messenger RNA. It is a transcript of the gene MLLT11, whose product is annotated as MLLT11 transcription factor 7 cofactor. The transcript has 2 exons. Gene Ontology annotation, biological process: positive regulation of release of cytochrome c from mitochondria; positive regulation of mitochondrial depolarization; positive regulation of DNA-templated transcription. Gene Ontology annotation, cellular component: nucleoplasm; cytosol. The record is from RefSeq and is a predicted model, not a curated record. Bases 269 to 538 code for a protein of 89 amino acids. NCBI's taxonomy places the organism in Eukaryota, Metazoa, Chordata, Testudines, Cheloniidae.
GUGAGCCACUUAAAAAGCAGAGCAUUCGUACAGCUGAAUCAUCGGCCCACCAGCCCCGGGAGGAGGGGUAAUAAAUCUGCCUAUUUAGGAGGGGCUGCAUUGCGGAGACAGACAGACACACGCGCACACUCACACUCAGACAAAAGCAAGGCAGAAAAUUCUGCAAGCCUGACGUCCAGCUGCCUCCGAAGACGAGUACGGCACAACGAAGACCCUGUCAGCUGGGUUAGCAGCCAGCAGAUCCAACCCUUCCUUAAAACAGGCGGAGAUGCUGGACACGGCGAAUAGCCAGUACGACUCCUUCCUGUACUGGAGGAUGCCCAUCCCGGAGCUCGACCUGGCGGAGCUGGAGGGGCUGGGGUUGGCCGACGCGGCGCUCUACAAAGCCAAGGGAGGUGUGGGCAAGCGGCCUGGGGACUGGAAGCAGCUCAGGCAGGACAUCGCCGAGGAAGAGGACACUCUCCUGCAGUUCAACAGCUUCAAUUUCUGGCGCGCGCCGAUAGCCAGCGUUAGCGCGUUAGAUUUCGAUCUGGUCUGAUGCCGGCGGCCCGAGCACACGGCCGGGUCUCUUUGGUUAGGUCUCUGUGUUGUCCUUUACUUUGAAAGUGGUCGCUGACGAUGCCGAUUAACGAAUCGCCCAGCGAUGACACCUCCAAGACUCAUCGUCCGUGUUCCCCCCCCCGCCCACCUUCUCUCUUCUCAAGGGUAUGUCUACACAGUACGUGCAGGGUUGGCACACCUGAGCUAGUGUUACUCUAGCUAGCGCGGGUAACCAUCGCAGGGUAGUUGCGGCAGGCCGGCCAUUUGUCCGGUUUUAAGCCGGGCCGUUCUUUUUUUCUGUGGUUGGGCCCCUGUCCAGCACCGGGAUAACGCCGGACACGGGUUUGUCCGGUAUCAGGCAUGGAGGACAUCAUGUUGAAGAGUGCGUCACUCUGCCCCUGCUGGUGUGACUGGGGUCAGGGGAGCUUCCCCAAAAGUGGGGGCGGGGCAGGGACCUCCACCCUCUCCCUGGCACUGCCCCUGCCCCUCCUCUUACCACCGAGACCCCACCCCUGGCAAAGCCAGAAGCGGGGCUGGGGAGCCCGGGCCCCUCCACCUGCCUGGGGUACAGGGAGCUUGAGAGUAGCCCCUGGCCUGUGUUCCCACCCCACCCCCCAAGCCCUCCGCCCAGGGCAGGUGGAGGGUCCGCAGCUCCUCACCGCUGCCCAGGCUCCCCUGGGCUCCUGUUGCCGGUCUGGCCAGGGGGUGGGGCCUCGGGGGAAGAGAAGGGACAGGGACAGGGCCUGUGGCAAAAAGUGGCCCCUGGCCCCCCCUGUUCCAGCGCCCCUGACUGGGGCGCUCUCCAACAUGCCAUCCAUCCGGUCACGCCGAAGGGGCAGUGUCACACAGCUGGGGUCAGCCCCACGCCAUUCCCAGAAGUACUGGAAUGUCUGGUAAUUCUGCGGAUGCAUCAGUGGCCCCCUUAACAUCUGGUGGCCCAGGCUAGCCACCCCAGUACUAGCCUGCCAGAGUCCCGGGGUGCCUAUUUGGGUUGCCAGCCCAUGCCGAAGUCCAUCUCGCCCUUUUCUACCCUGCUAUUGUUACUCAUGCUGGCUAGACCAAAACAAACCGGGGCGUGCCGAGCCAUGCGGCAGUCACACCGUCACGUGCCCGUGGUUAGCUCACAAGUGUUGGAAGCCACAUUCAGUUUGUCUUGGUGUGAGCAGGCAUUGUGCCAUAGCCCUGACCGUACCUGUGCGAGAACGUGCUAGAGAACCACGAAGUAGCGGUCGGAUUUGAGCUCAUUCCUAUUGUGUUUUAUUAAGAAACGGGCGUGCAAACAGAAGACCACCUCACCUGUCCAAAUUCCCCUCUUAGCUGAAGUCCGAUCACAUUGCCCUGGGGUGGCGGACAUCCCUGCUUCUCUAAACGCUCCCAUUUUUCCAACCUGCGCUCAGUUUCCCCACCCUUUCCAUUUGGAUAUUCAAGGUUUCUCUGCCAGGCAAACGCCAGCGGGCCCUUUCUUCUGCUCAAUAGGGGCCAAUCAGGCGCAAGCCUCAUUCCUGAAAAAGAGUCCCAGCCUCUCCGCCUUGUCCAAAACCGCAGAGCAAAGAGAAAACCAUCAGUGUGAGAAUUUUGCUAGGAACGUGGAUACAUUUUCAUUAGGACGCAGGGAAAUUUUGGGGACAGAGCCUCAGGAGGUAUUGAUGGAGCCUGUUUCCACCAGCCGCAGAUCUGGCCCAUGCUGCCUGACGCACUAAAACCAAAUACAGCCACCACAUCAGUUUUGCCUUAAAGACUUGGGGUUAAAUAUUGUUCGGGCUCCCAUCCCCUGGGAUUACUGCCACAUCGAACAUGGGUCGCAUGUGGGCUCUGAGGGCCCGAUUCCGAUUGCCUUGUAGUGCCUCACGCCACGAGCCAGGCAUUGGCCUUCUAAAGCCAGGGAGCAAGGUGCUACUCCGUGUGAGGAUGGCUAUCGGAACCGGACCCUUACGGCUGGCUCUUGCUGCCCGUAUCGCAGGAGGGCCACGCUGCUAAUCCUCUCGCUGGUGAUCAUCCGAUUCACCUACUCCCCUACUCUCAUGAAGUAUUCGGAUGCUCAUGGAGUAUCAAGAGUAUUAGGCAUUGUGCUUUACCAACCCCACUGGCUUCCCGGGCGGCUGUGGGCUCCGUCAGCCCCGGCCUGCUCCACCUGGCUGGCGUCAGGCUUGGAGCGAGGGGAGAGCCCGGCUCAGAUGAAGGCUGAUUGGGGAGGAGAGCAGAUCUCCAGCUGCGAGAGAGCAGCUGAGCCUUCCAGAGCCUCCCUAGGGAGAGGCAGGAGAGUUGUGGGACUAUGGCUGGGUCUAUGUCAGCCGUGAAUGACCUGACCCGGCCGCUGAGUUAGUCUGCUGCAAAUGGUGCCCUGCCUGAAGGGGGCGACUGCUUGGGAAUAGACCUUUUGUUUCCUUAUGCCUGACUGCGGACUUAGGGCUGACUUGUCCGGAGCCGAGCAGCAAACUGACCGCAGCUGCCUAGCUCCCAUUGAUUUCAAUGGGGGUUAGGCACCUAAAUACCUAUGGGGAUCUGGGCCUUAGGGGCUACUUGGAGUGAGCAGUCCUCAGGGGAAGGGGUUAAACAAACAAACAAAAAAACAAAAAAACUAUUUUUCUUCCCCCCAAGUGCAAAAGAAGUGUCUGGAAACAAGUGGUGGAAAAUCUGGGAGGUUUUUUUAAUGUCCACUUAAAUAAAAAAAGGCCCGUUGGCUGGAUUGUUCACACCUGUGCUGACGCCAGCUAUGAGACACGUUAGCCCAAAAGGCAACAGGACAAGAGAGAUGGAAAAGACUGAAGAGGAGGGUUUGUGCUUAAGGGUAGCAUUGCUCCAGUGUAUCUGCUGUUUAUGGUUCUCAGUGCUGCAAGGGAGGCUAGGAACGUCUAUACGGAGAUUAAUUGUAACAGAUCUAUGGCAGCCUUGGACUUCACAGAGGUCACCAUGCUGCAUCAGGUGGUUGUUUGGAAUUUCAGAGUGAUAGAACCCAGAGCCACGGCUCCAGGCCUCUACAGCGUGAGCUCAGAGUGAAUUUCCUUGAGCAGCUACCGGUAUAGGGUCUAUGACCCACAGUGGAGCAGUUCUGAUUCCACCCACCAGAGGACGGGUGCGGCUGCACACUAGCCGGUUCUUGACGUUAUGAUGCUAGUCAGGAAAGCCACAAUGUGCAGCAACUCAAAGCCUUCCAGGGAGCUUGCAGAGUAUGUAACGAGUAGAAGGGAACGAGGCAGCCUGAACUAGUAAACGGCUAUGAAAAAUGUAAAUUCCACAUACAGAGCAUGGCUAUUUCACCUUCCAAAAAUACCCAGGCUGCGGACUUUAAGAUGCCAAUUUUAAACUGGAGGUGAAGAAUGUAAACUUCCCUUCGCAGGCCUGUAUGGUUUUGUGUCCCAAGCCAAAAAGCCAUGGAAACCAGGGGAGAGGUACUUAUAAUGAAACUUUAAAUAAAAUUAGUUUUUAAAAAAGUACACAUUCCUGUGGACACUUGAAAUCCAUACAGACUGGAACAAAACACUCUUUAUAGCUGCUAUUCCUCAGCUGCCUUCAAACCGUUUAAAGGUCUUUUGACUAUCUAUGGUAAACGGACAUGCCAAACAGUGGGUGUGCCUGGUCUGAAACGCCUGCCUUCUUGCCUGGGGGAGUGAAAAAUCAAGAGGCUCCUAAAAUAAAGGGUCUGCUUCUCCUUUACCCUGCACCAGUGCCAACUCAGUGUAAAAGACACUUGUACGGGAAGUGCUUUCUGUUUCAGGAGAAAUCCUGCAAUUUUGAAAAAAAUUUUCCCAUUCCAGAACAAAAAAACAAAACAAUUCAAAAAUUUCCUGUGAAACAAAAUGGGGGGGGGGGUGUGGGGGGGGACUAUUUUGGGUGGAUCACAAUGGUUCACUCUGAUUUCAGCUUUUUCAAAAUUGUAUAUUCUAUUGUCUAAAGUCAAACUAUUGACCAAUCAAUCAUUUUGAAAUGGAACAUUGGCAAGUUUGGUUCCCGAAAGAGUGAAAUGGAACUUUCCGACCUUACUGGAACGCGCCAUUACGCCUUUGUUUCUGAAAUGAAAGGGUCAAAAUUGACACGUUCCCGACAAACACUUUGAUUGGGACGAACCAGUAUUUUCCGAAGGAAAAACGUGCCACUCGAAACCUUCCCAGCAGCUCUAGUGACAGACACAGCCAUUCUGAGCAGAUAGCACUGGAUAUCCACUUGGCGUUGGGGUAAAUGCUAUCCAAAGGUGCAGGGUACCAGAGAACUGGCCCCAAGUCUCCAAGACCGACGUGUUUAAUGUUCAGUGUGCCUUACAAAGAGUAAGAAAGCAGGUCAAUGAAUGGGAGAAAUCAUAGAAUCAUAGAAUAUCAGGGUUGGAAGGGACCUCAGGAGGUCAUCUAGUCCAACCCCCUGCUCAAAGCAGGACCAAUCCCCAAUCAAAUCUACUAAAUUAAACUGAAACGAAAACCACUGAAUUCUCCAUCCACCUUUCACUGCUGGUUUGGAGUCAGUGCUGAUACAAGAGGCCUAGGAAUGGAUUACAGAAACCUGCCUUUAUCUUGGUUUCUGUGUGAAAUCUGAGGCUAUGUCUUCACCCUUCAUGAGAUCUUUCUACAUCCUGAAUUUAGAACCGGCAUGCUUCCAGGGUCUAUAUAUUCCUCAGAUCUCACAGAGAAACAAAGGUGUCCUGAUCAAGCCAAUAUGGUCAAGGGGAGUUGUGCGUGUUUGGUCAAUAGGUACUGGGCCCUUAGGUUCAUGCACACAAUCUAAUGGACUGAAGCAACUGCUGAGAACUAGAAAUCUCAAUAUCUGGGUGGGUUAAGUAUCAUACGCUGUACGCAGAAUGUAAUGCUACUGUACUUUCUCCUAGACCAUGCACAGCUGAUUACAGGGCUGUAUAGGUGUCCAGUAGUCCUCUUACAUACAGAAAUCUGCAGCGUAUACACACCAGUUCUGUGUAUGGCUCUCUCGUACAUUGCAAGUUGCAAAAGGCUCCUGAGUAAGUUGUGUUAGUGAGGAGUCCUUGUUUAUCCCCCCUUUAUAAGGACAGAUGCCUUGUUUGCCUUCACAAAUCAUUCAGUCUUCCACUUGCCCAGCUGUCUAGCACUUCCACUGCUUCUUUGUGUUCUCCAGGACGGAAUGAGCGAAACCGAUGCCAGAGGUGUUUUCCAAAAUCUUCAAGUGUAAUGGUCCCAAACUCUAACCGAUGGCUUCACCUGGCAGUCUGGCACUGUGCUGCCUCCGAACAAACAUUAAUAAAGUGUUUCACCCCUGAACCACGCUAAAUCUUCUCUGCGUGAAUAUUAUGCCACGAUUCGUAUUCUUUGAACUAAAAUGUUUAUUGCGGCAACAGAUUCACCAAACUAUCACUCCGCUGCUUUUACUGUCUAUUGCUUUUGCCGGGCAUUUAGAAGCCUGGCAUUUCCGCUAAGAUUUCAGCUUCCUCACCACUUUGUGCUCCAUAAUAUCAUCUUUCACCUCUCUUGCCAUUUCAUAAUAAUAAAAGAGUAUGAAACUAA